AUGAUAUUGCAGCAGUUACAAAAAAAAGACGUUUUGAUUGGGUAUGCUGAUGCCACCCGAUACAAAUAUCUGGGGUAUAUUGGCCGGGGAGGCUAUGGAAUGGUUUAUUCUGCCAUUGAUACACAUACUAAUGAAAAGGUGGCAAUAAAGCUAUUAAAAGACGUCUUUAGGGAUGUUCCUCGAGCUAUUCAGUUUUUAAGGGAGGUCAAGUUGUUAAGGCUACUAAAGCAUCAAAAUAUUGUUGAAAUUAAGAGCAUCCUAGUCCCACCCUGCAGUGAUGACUUCAAUGAAGUGUCCGUCGUUUUUGAGCUCAUGGACUUCAAUCUUUAUGAUGUUAUUAGACUCGAUGAUAAUUUGACAGCGGAGAACCACAGAUGGUUAAUGUUUCAAAUACUAUGUGCAAUGAAGUUUAUGCAUGAAGCGAACGUGUAUCAUCUAGACCUUAAACCGGACAAUAUAUUAGUAAACACAGAUUUGUUGACCAAAGUAUGUGAUCUUGGACUAUCUAGAGUUGCCUUUCGUGAACCAUCGGCAGUAUGGCGCUAUAAGGGUUAUGUUGUUGCAGAACCAUAUAGGGCUCCUGAGAUAUCUGGAUUAAACAACUCUAAGUAUCCAUACGCUGUUGAUAUCUGGAGUAUUGGCUGCAUCUUUGCUGAGAUUUUGACGAGAAAGCAACUGUUUCCUCGGACAAGUCUUGUGCAUCAACUGAAUUUGAUCACUGACCUUCUUGGAACACCGUCAGCAGACACCAUAUCUGGGAUUUCUAAUGAUAGAGCAAGGAAAUACUUGAGGGAGAUGAGAAUAAAGAGUCCUGUCCCGUUUGCUGUAAAAUUUCCAAACUCAGAUCCUCUCGCUUUACAGUUACUGCAGAAGCUCUUAGCCUUUGAUCCAAAGGAUCGGCCAACUGCUGAACAGGCAUUGGCUCAUAAAUACUUCAGAAGUCUGUCGAAUGCUCAGAGCAAAGCCUCACAGUCACAGCUGAUAAAAAAGCAGGAGUUUGCAUUUGAAAGAUGCAAAUCAGUGACGGCCAUUCGGAAAUUAAUGUAUCAUGAGAUGCUUGAACACCACCAUCCACAGUUGCUCAGAAAUUAUAUUUCACAAGUACCAGUUUGUUAUGUAAAAAUUUAUUAUGACCCAGGUUGGAUUUAUAUCUAUAUUAUCUGAUUCUUUACGUGUGUAUUACAGACUUCAUGCUUAUUUGUUGUGAUCUUUCAGCUCGUAGAUGUUAUUAUUAUUAUCAUACAAUGCCCUUGGUCCGUGGUGGCACAAGCAGGCCAGUUACUGCCCAAGUUAGACAUGACAUCUUUUUCCAAGGGCCAAUGACAGGGGAGGCAUAUAUUCAAAGAAGAGUUACCAAUGCAAUCCAAGGGAAUGUGCUGAACACACAAUGGCCAUCACUUUGUGAACCAACAG
Daucus carota subsp. sativus is the source of this 1413-nucleotide messenger RNA. RefSeq names its product mitogen-activated protein kinase 18. Gene Ontology annotation, molecular function: ATP binding; MAP kinase activity. Gene Ontology annotation, cellular component: nucleus; cytoplasm. Gene Ontology annotation, biological process: protein phosphorylation; intracellular signal transduction. The record is from RefSeq and is a predicted model, not a curated record. The coding region runs from base 1 to 1164 and encodes 387 amino acids. NCBI's taxonomy places the organism in Eukaryota, Viridiplantae, Streptophyta, Magnoliopsida, Apiales, Apiaceae. The transcript has 7 exons.